Ipomoea nil (Japanese morning glory) is the source of this 2013-nucleotide messenger RNA. Its product is annotated as probable pectinesterase/pectinesterase inhibitor 51. The record is from RefSeq and is a predicted model, not a curated record. Bases 229 to 1929 code for a protein of 566 amino acids. The transcript has a single exon. Gene Ontology annotation, biological process: cell wall modification. Gene Ontology annotation, molecular function: pectinesterase activity; pectinesterase inhibitor activity. Lineage: Eukaryota; Viridiplantae; Streptophyta; Magnoliopsida; Solanales; Convolvulaceae.
AACCGUACCAAGGAUAUUUUGAAGCAAUAUGUAAACCGGAUUUGGCUGUACUGAUGAUAAUUAUACAGAUGGACAACAAUCCUAUCUGUCAAUACUAAAUACUCUUUCCAAAUCGUUUUUUCUUCAAAUCGCCACCUAAUUAAUUAUUUUCCAAAUGUUCAGCAUUAAAUUUAAAGAAUAUAUUUAUUAUUUCUAUACUGAGCUUACUGAUGAAGAUUAUUAUAUGAUAUGAGGCCAGGCCAGAUUCAGGAUGAAGCGCUAUUAAACAGUACCCGCCCGCCAUUCUUUGGUCCACUCAAUUCAAUGGGCUCCAUUUUAUCACUGGCGCUCCUCGCCGUGCUCCUCCUCUCCGCCUCCUCUUCCUCCUCGGCCGUCCGCCGCUAUUUGCCGGAAGAUUCAGCUACGCCGGCCAACAUCGUUGCUGCUUGCAAGGCCUCACGUGACCCACCAUACUGUGAACGCGCAUUGACCCAAUCUGGUCAACUGCCGCCAAACGCAACUGCCCUCCAGAUUCUCCGGUCCGUACUGAAUCUCACUUCCCGGCAUCUGGAUACCGCGGAAUCGCAGGUGAAGGAUAUUCUGGCCGGAUCUACUGGGAAUCUGAACCUCACGCGGGCUGCCAACAAUUCGCUUGAGUCAAUUGGGUAUUCUAGGUAUCGGGUCGGGUUGACGGAUCGGUACGGUCUGGAUGGCGAUAAGAUCAAGGACGGGCGUGCGUGGCUGAGCGCCGCCCUGGCUAACCAGUACGGCAGCUGGUCCUCGUUUAGCUUGGUCAACGACACGGCGAAGGUUGUUAAUACGAUGGCGUUUAUCAAUGACACCUUAAUUCCGAUCACCAGCGCAGGGCUGAGCAUGUUAGCGAAUUACGAUGUUUACCGCGAAAACACCGCUUUGUGGGGCCCGCCCACGACCGAACGGAACGGCUACUGGGAGCCUGCCGACGAGUCCGGGUUGGAUUUUGACGGCGGCGUGCCUAAGGACUUGACCCCGAACGUGACGGUUUGCGGCGGCGGCGGAUGCGACUACAGGACGGUGCAGGAGGCGGUUGAUGCGGCGCCGGACCGGAAACCCACGGAGCGGUUCGUGAUUCGGAUCAAAGCAGGAGUAUACAACGAAACGGUUCGGGUACCGUUGUAUAAGUUUAACGUUGUUUUCUUAGGAGACGGGAUGGGCAAAACCGUGAUUACGGGGUCUCUAAAAGUGGGUCAACCCGAAAUGACAACCACCGAAUCCGCCACGGUUGGAGUGUUGGGAGAUGGAUUCAUGGCCAGCAACCUCACAUUCGAGAACACCGGAGUUGGUUCUCAGGCCGUGGCCUUCCGAUCCGACAGCGACCACACCGUGGUCGAAACCUGCGAAUUCCGAGGCAACCAAGACACUCUGUACGCGAAAUCCCUCCGCCAGUACUACAAAUCCUGCCGCAUCCAAGGAAACGUAGACUUCAUCUUCGGAAACGCCGCCGCGUUCUUCAAGAACUCAGAAAUCCUGAUCGUACCCAGAGCAGUGGACCCCGAGAAAGGCGAGAACAACGCCGUCACGGCCCACGGGAGGGUCGACCCUGCACAGACAACAGGGUUCGUGUUCCACAAUUGCAGCGUGAAUGGCACCGAAGAGUACCUUAAACUGUACUAUAAAAAUCCCAAGGUGCACAAGAACUACCUUGGGAGGCCAUGGAAGGAGUAUUCGAGGACAGUUUUUAUAGGGUCAAGGUUUGAGGUUAUAUUGUCAAAGGAAGGAUGGCUGCCGUGGAAAGAUGAUUUUGCACUGAGUACUCUUUAUUACGGUGAAUUGGAAAAUACGGGGGGCGGUGGAAGCACAGCUGGGCGUGUGAAUUGGAGUAGCAUUAUUCCGGAACACCAUGUAAACUCAUAUUCGGUUCAUAAUUUUAUCCAAGGUGAUGGAUGGAUUCCUCCUCCUAAAUCUACCUAAGCUAGGCCAUCAACCCAAACAAACAGUACCCUAAAAUGGGGGUUUUAAUAAAAACAAGAAUACCAUAAUUAAUUUAUGAGCUUA